This is a messenger RNA of Myripristis murdjan (pinecone soldierfish), 2065 nucleotides long. RefSeq names its product ankyrin repeat and death domain containing 1B (gene ankdd1b). The transcript has 16 exons. The coding region runs from base 37 to 1701 and encodes 554 amino acids. The record is from RefSeq and is a predicted model, not a curated record. NCBI's taxonomy places the organism in Eukaryota, Metazoa, Chordata, Actinopteri, Holocentriformes, Holocentridae. Gene Ontology annotation, biological process: signal transduction. Gene Ontology annotation, molecular function: protein binding.
CCGCUCUGACUACAGAAAGAGGUCACUUGCAGAGCUAUGGAGAGAAGAGUUUUGGCUUUGAGGCAACAAGUAAGGAAGCAUGCACCGAAGAAGGAGAAUCUGGACCCGAGAAAAUGGGUGAGACCUGAGACGGUGAGGAACUUGACUGACUUCAUACUCAACAAGGACACAGACAAAGACACGGACAAAAGCUUCAACAACAAAGAGAUGUUGCUUGAGACAGAGAAGCAGUACAUUGAAGCUGCAAAGAGGAACGAUGUGGAGACCAUGAAGACCCUUGGGAGGCGGGUGAAUGCCAAUGCAAAGAAUGUGCAUGACAGGACUGCCCUUCACUAUGCAGUGGCUGGCAAAAAUGUAGAAGCUGUGCAGCUACUUCUACAGCGCAGGGUCAAGGUGGAUCAGAAAGACAAGUAUGGAGUGGUACCCAUUCACUUGGCUGCUUGGUUUGGCAGUUUGGAAAUCAUGAAACUGUUAGUGCAGGCUGGAGCUGAGCAGAAGAUUGAGAAUGAGGAAGGACUGAAUAUAAUGCACUAUGCUGCCAUCAACAACCACACUGAGAUUCUAGAGUACAUUGUUGAAGACCUACAGAUGAAAGAAAUGGACAAAGAGGACGAGUCAGGACGCAGACCAUUUGCACUGGCUGCAGAACAUGGCUGUGUCAAAAUGCUGGAGAUGCUGAUGGAACAAUCUUACAAUAUGGCAACCAUGAAGCCCAACAAGAGCGGUGACACGCCCCUGCAUUUAGCUGCCAAGAACGGCCACCUGGACGCCGUCCAACUGCUGCUGCAGAGCUUUGAUACCCGUGAUGAAGUCAAUAUGGCUGCUGAGACAGCUCUGUACCAGGCUGCAGAUGGCGCGUAUGAGGAUUGUGCUCUGGCCCUGCUGGAGGCUGGCUGUGACCCCAACAUCAUCACCACGGCCAAAUGCAGUGCUCUCCAUCCAGUUUGUGAGAGAGGUGACACAUCACUGCUGAGACUCCUCCUAGAUCACCAAGCCCAGAUGGACUUUCAAAAUCAGCACCUAGAGGCUCCUCUCCACCUGGCAGUGAAGAACUGUCACAUCCCUGUCAUCCACUCUCUACUGAUGGCUGGCUGCAACAUCAAUGUUACUGAUAAGAGGUCCCAGACUGUGAUGCAUGUUGCAGCAGAGCUGGGCAGAGUAGAUGUAGUGGAAAUGCUUCUCAAAGCUGAGCUGGAUCUGACAAUCCAGGAUAGGCAGGGUAAGACAGCUCUAGGUGUGGCAGCCAGAGCAGACGAGCCUAUCAUUGUGGACAUGAUCAUCAAAGCAGAAAGAUACUUCGCAUGGAAGAAGGCCAACACUGAGAUUAAUGAGAGUCUUCACAGCCAGUCCGCGCUAACAUUUAAACUGGACCACCGCUCUGAGACCAAGGAGUUCCGUUCUGUGGCUUGGCAGCUGGCGUACCAGCUCCUGAAACCAGGCGACUGGAAAAGACUGGCAGAACAUUGGAAGUUCACUAAGGAGCAAGUGGCAGCCAUCGAGGAGCAGUGGACAGGGCAGCAGAGCUAUCGUGAGCAUGGGUACAGGAUGCUGCUGAUUUGGCUCCAUGGGGUGGAGUUGGCUCAACAGAGUCCUGCCAAAGAGCUCUACCAUGGCCUCAUCUUCACAGGCAACACCAAGGCUGCAGAUAAGAUGCGGAUGGAGGCAGAGAGUGGCAGCAAUAAGAGCUGCAGCAUUUCAUGAGGAUGAGCAUUGUAAUGGAUGGACUAGGGAUCGAUCAAUUAUCAGGGCCGAUAUUCAGAACUUUUCAAUAAGUAGAAUCAUAAUAUUGACAGCAGAACAAAAGCGAGUAGAUGGGGCAGUGUGUCUCAUAAUAUGGUUACAAUUUUCAUGUCCCUGCUUUCCAUUUCCUUCACUGGGUUUCUUUAUACUAAUGCCAUGUUAGUUAAACAUUUGUUAAUUCAAGGUGGGUUUUUGUUGGUGUUUAUAAUACUGUAAAUGUUGACACUGCAAUUGUCAAGUUUACAACAAAUGAAUAUCAGUUAUUGGUGUCCUGGAUUACUAAUAAUUGAUAUUGGUAUCGGCCCUGAAAAUCAAUGAGGGUCGA